This is a messenger RNA of Haliotis rubra (blacklip abalone), 2812 nucleotides long. RefSeq lists its product as uncharacterized. Bases 365 to 1543 code for a protein of 392 amino acids. NCBI's taxonomy places the organism in Eukaryota, Metazoa, Mollusca, Gastropoda, Lepetellida, Haliotidae. The record is from RefSeq and is a predicted model, not a curated record. The transcript is spliced from 7 exons.
GAUAACAGCAACACAGACACAUGCAUGCUCGCGCACACACGCACCGUUUCAGGUAGUUCAUCUACAUGUAUGUGAUUACAUUUAAAAUAAUACUGAAGACCCACCCAUAUUAUUAUGACAAAAAUAUUAUGCGAAUGAUCGUUAAGUUAGAAAAUCAAAUGUAAAUCUUUAGAAGGACGAAGCAUGAGAGAUGGGACGUCUGGAGGUCACCACUUGAGAGCUCUCCUUAGGCCCACUUCGUAUCAUGCGAUUGCAUGCCAAGUGCAACAAGUGGGAGAGUAUAAACUUUGCCAGGCCAGCACAGGGUCCACCCUGGUGUUUGUGUUAAUAUUGUACGCUGUUUGCUACUUUCCUCCCACCAAUAAUGGCUGUGUGGUGCUGUGCGGUGUUGCUAACAAUGUGUGUCCGUCUUUCAGCAGGCAAAAUUACCUUCACAGGUAAAAGGCAAAACAUUGCUCUGAACAAACCAGCUUGGAUGAGCACAUCCUGGCAACCCUUCACCCCUGCCAGUCAAGCAGUUGAUGGAGCUAUACACCCAUUUAACUGGGGAAAAAAUAUCCACACUGAUAUCAACCAGCAAACAGCUUGGUGGAAGGUGGACCUACAGACAGUCGUAUCAUCACCUCAAGUUAAUAUCUAUUUCCGGAUGAGCUACAAGAGUCGACGUGACGGUAUACAGCUGUAUACGUCUCUAAGAAAUUCAUCUUCCCCAAAAGAGGGGAAUCUAUGCUACAGUGUCAGAGGAUGCAGUGAUGGGACCGACAUCCCCGACGUCCUGAACGUCACCUGUCCUGGGAACUGGCGCUACCUGACUGUCUACACAGAGAAGGCAAAUAAUAAAAAUGGUCCCGUCCUUGACUUUGCCGAGGUGCAGGUGUGGGUGACGAACAUCGAGACAAGUGAAGAUUACCAGCAGACUGCCACACAGACCACAGCACCGACGCCAGCUAUGUUGACACCGGGUGUCAUGACAUUUCCAACAGGACACGAGUGUGGAGUAGGACAGCGAUAUGGAGCCAGUUGUAUGAAGUCGUGCGCGGACCGCCAGUGUAAGCUGAACUCCAGCUGUGAUGUCAAACAAGGCAGGUGUGUUGGUGGAUGUAGAGCUGGAUGGUCCGCCGCGGACUGCACACAAGAAUGUGUUCAAGGAAUGGAAUACGGCGCUAACUGCGAGGGUACCUGCAGUACCCGGAUGUGUGAGGGAGGGUUAGUCUCCUGUCCUCGUGACACUGGCCGGUGUGAGGCAGGAUGCAAGUCGGGAUGGACGGGGGAAGACUGUACCCAAGAAUUAAAGAGGCAGGUUCCUGUGUCGUGUCCCGUUUACCCUGCCAAUAUCAGUGUUCUCGAUAUUUGUGUCACCAUCAUGGUUGGCGUGCUACUCAUCCUUGUUCUCGGUCUCUGUCUCUGUUUACUGAAGCAGGGGAAGUUGCCAUGGAGCCGUGCAGAGGUGCAGACAAACCGGUUGAUUGACGUGAAUGACCUGGCUGAUGUUAAUACUACAGAAGGAACGAACAGUUCAAACACUUUAGAAGAUAUUCUGUGAAAUCAAUUUGGACGAUGGCUCGUUUAAUGGUGGGAGCUGAUCAUAUGUUGGUUAAAGAUUAGAAGAUGGCCGCAGAAAAGGUGGCCAUGUGCAGUUUAUGUGGACGUUGUGUAAAUUCAUUUCUGUAAAACAGAAAACGCCAGUGUAGUAACCGGUCUUGAAUACCUACAGACUCCACUUGGUGUAAAGGGCAAGGUCACUGUGACAAUUAUAGGAACUGGACCACUGAGAAAAGUGAUGACAUCGAUGUUUUUGAGUGGUUACAAUCCGCUGUAUGGUGUUUGAUUAUUGCCAUGUGCAACUACAAAUAAAAACAAAGCAAAACACCCCAAAACAACAACAAACAAAUAUAUUACGAUCUUAGGAACAACUUCUUACUCGCAGAUGUUCCACUACAUACCCUAUAGCGUGUUACACCUGCUUUUAACAUAUAUGUUUCUUGCACUAACACUUCCACUGCGGCUGAGCACAAUCAACGCAUAGAACGAACAGCCCGUGUCCUUCUCAUUAACAUGACGUGCUUCCCUUUCAGCCAUCACCCUCAGAGACUGCGGGUAAGAAUACAGGUCCCAACUAGAGGUCUAACUUGAGUCGUUAGAGGCGACUAACUGUAUCGGGCUACUUGGUCAUCGUAUCCCAUUUACGUGUAUCGAUGCUGAUGAUGUUCAUCACAGGAUAUCAUUAGAUUAGAUUGUGUAUACUGCCACCAUGCAACUCCAGGGCAGCGUUAGGCAACAGACAAACCUAACAAACUUCUUUUCUACCGGAAUGCCACACUACAUUCCUUCCAUUCAUUUAACAGAACUGCAGCAAAUGGGAAUGUGAGACUCAGUGUGUAUUCUUGUGACGUGGUCAGCUGAAUCAGGUCCUUUGGCAAGACGUAUCAGUUGCGUUAUGCAGAUUAUUAAUGACCUAUAUCGUUAUACUCUACUACUCCACUACACUGCUAAUACAACACAAGAUUACUGUAUAUAUACAUACACACCACAUCGGCCUAGUCCACUACACUGCUAAUACAACACAAGAUUACUGUAUAUAUACAUACACACCACAUCGGCCUAGUCCUCCAUCCAGGUUAUUACACGGGCGCUGAUGGUAAAUGUCAUAUAUAUGUUGUAUAUGUUAUAAAUAUAUUCUAUAUUUCCAAGCCUUUGCACAUAUAUAUGUUAAGUUUCAUCUACACUUAAGAAUGCCAAAUUGUAUGCACCAUAAUGUGCAAACUUAACAAGCAUAAUUUACACAUGAAUGAAUAAAGGUUCAGUUUUUAUA